This is a messenger RNA of Trichobilharzia regenti, 1685 nucleotides long. Lineage: Eukaryota; Metazoa; Platyhelminthes; Trematoda; Strigeidida; Schistosomatidae. The record is from the annotation of a GenBank genome assembly.
AUAUUUAAAGCAGUCGUUACGCUGUUUUGAAAAAUACGGCGUGCUUUAUUGAUAAGACUCAAACUAGCUCACUGUUGUUGAAUAUUUGGCUUUACAAUUUGGUCUAGUUAAUUCUAAUUUCGUGUACAACCUCUAUGCAUCUGGUCUACUGACAUUUUCUUUUUACAUAUAAUCUGAACAGAUUAUAAAAAUGAGUACUCGCAACCAACUAGAUCUUAAAAUUGGUGUAGAUGGUAUAAGUUGUACAGAUUUCUCAGUUGUUGGUGAUAAGACUCUGCUUGCAGUUGGUACAUGCAGUGGAAGAGUUCGUUUAUAUGACUAUAUCGAUCAGUCAAAGCCGCUGUAUCAACGUCGUUGGCAUAAAACUAUUCGAUGCUUGUCAUUUUUUCCUUCAUCACCAAAUUUACUAGUCUCAGCUUCUAGUCAAAGUGGGAUAAAAAUACACGAUAUGACAACUGAACAACAGACAUGGAAGUGUCUUCAAGCUCAUGGAAAAUCGCCUAUAUCUAGUCUUUUAGUUCUAGAGCAUGGUCAGUGGCUUACUGGGGAUGAAGAUGGAGUAAUCAAGAUGUGGGAUUCUAGACAGUCUGAUUGUGUUUCAAGCAUGAUACCAAGUGAAGAGUAUAAAUUUGACGACCAGUUUAAUGCAAUCAAUGGAAUGGCUGUAUCGAAUGAUUCUCAUGGGACUCUGUUGGCUGCUAUUGAUGAUGGUACAUUAGCAGUCUAUAAUAUACGACGGAGACGUUUUGAAAUGGCUUCAGAAACACUUGGAUUUAGUGCUCGGACUAUUUGUAUUGUUAAAAAUGGUCAAAAAGUCCUUGUCGGUACUGAUGAAGGUGUGAUUUGUGUUUUCAAUUGGAAUGAAUUCGGUAAUAUCUGUGAUCGUUUCCCUGUACAUCCAUUAAGACCUUCAAAACAUGGACAGGCUAGAACUGCUACUGUUGGUGGACAUUCUGUGGAGAAAAUUGUUAAAAUGUCCGAGGAUGUUAUCGCUGUGGCGACUGAUGAUGGUGUGAUAAGUGCUGUUAACAUUCUGCCAAAUCGUCUGCUGGGCUGUGUUGGUUGUCAUACAGACACAUCGGCUGGUUGUUCUACUGGAGCAGAUUGUAUCACUCUGUCAAUUUGUUCAACUCUGAAUACGAUCGCCUCAGCUUGUCCAGCCAGCUCAUCCAUAAAAUUUUGGAUUACAACCAAAUGGAUUGAACGUGGUGAAUGUGAGGCAGCUGAUCUUAAACUACCAAAGCAUAAAAGACAACUACAAAGUUCUAAACUUAAAGGUGUGAAAUCACGUCGUUUGUGUUUAACUGAUACCAAUGAACGUAUGGAAUACUUGGAGGGUUUAUUACCGCCAAAAAAAGAAUGUAAUGAAGAAUCAUCUAGUGAUGAUUCUGAUUCUUCUGAAGGAGACGAUUCCUCUGACUCCUCCUGAGAUUGUAUAACACCUAGUCAGUCAGUCAGUCAUUCAUUAAAAUUUUCUCAGUUUGUGUCUUAUCUUACGAUAAGUUAUUUUCUGUAUAAAGUGAGCAAUUUUGUCAACCAGUGUAACAAUAAAUAUGUAUAAAUAUGAGCAUUUUUGAAAAUAUCGAACAGUAUGAUUUGCGUUUUGUUCAUUUCUAUUGGAAAUAUUUUGAAAAAAAGGAAGGAACCUCGGAGACCACUGUACGCAGAAUUCUUAACAAGCCAGG